Owenia fusiformis is the source of this 2495-nucleotide messenger RNA. The record is from the annotation of a GenBank genome assembly. NCBI's taxonomy places the organism in Eukaryota, Metazoa, Annelida, Polychaeta, Sabellida, Oweniidae.
GUAAACUUUAGGAUGGCUGCUAAACAUUUACAAGUGCAAGAAGACUGUGUGGAAUAUCAACUAUUUCCACCGCCCCCCGAAGGAUUAGAACCACCAGACGAGCAGGAAUACUUAGAAGAAAGAUGUGAUCAGUAUUUGGGACACCUAGGAUCACUUUUGGUGUCUUAUAUCUGGCAGAAAGAACCUUUCAAUUUGAACGUUCAUAAAUCGUCAGGGCUGAUUCCUGGUCAUUUAAGAGGCAUAACAAGAUUUGGAGACAAUAUAGAAGAUGAAUGGUUUAUUGUCUACAUGCUGUAUGAACUCACCAAAACAUAUCCUGGCUUAGUUGCAAGAGUGUGGGACACUGAUGGUGAGUUCUUACUGAUAGAAGCUGCAGACCACAUACCCAAAUGGCUGGAACCUGCUACAUCAGAGAAUAGGAUUUUCAUCAGUGAAGGCCAACUGCAUAUAAUUCCUAAGGCUCAGAGGCCUGGUGCAAUAACCACUACUGGGACCCCUGACCUUGAAGACUCUCUGGUGUGCAUACGUGAUUACCCAACCAUCACACUGGCACAUAAUCCUGUACAGAGUGCCAUAAAACGAAGAAUUAAAGAAUACCCAGGCAAAAUAGAGGCCAACAUGCAUCGUGCUCAUUGUUAUAUCCCUGCAGCCCUGGCCGCUGUGCUGGAGGACAACCCACAGCUUUUAGCUGCGGGGGUUGAGGCUUUCUAUUACAGGGACCCAGUCGACUUAAAGGCAUGCAGAACAUUCACACAUUUUCGACCUGGGACUAGAGUAAUGAGAGAGGUGAAGUUCACAAGAUGUCUAUAUGCUCAGCUAAUGCAACAGAGAUUCCAGCCUGACCCAAGGAGUGGGUGGACUCUUCCUGCUACAUCCAAUCCUAAACACAAGUCACAUGAAUUAGGCAUGAAACUGGCUCAUGGCUUUGAGAUUCUCUGUGCGAAAUGUUCUGCAAAACCAGGCCAGACUAAUCCAUCAACCAUAGCUGACAAUGAUGUCAGGUGGCAAAGAUACAAGUCAACGCUACAAGAAAAGGGAUAUUUCAAGGGUGAGGUAGAGGGGUCACAGUUAUACAGACAGUUAGAGCAGAGUGCCAAGAAACAUUUCUCAGAGGCUGUAGCAACACAGGAAAGCAAUAGUAAAGAUGCAGGCCACCAGGUGCUCACAUUGUUGGAUUCACUCAAGUAUGACAUUGAGGAUCUACGAAAACAGGAAAAGAAUUUAAAGAAACCAGACAAUGACAGUUGGUUAGAUAUUACCCCACAACAGCUAGAUGACCUGAUACAUAAGACAACAGGUCAGAACACUACAGAUGACACGUUUGAUCUCACUGACAUUGCCAACAGUAUGAAGUCCUUUGUAAAUAAUGUUUCUGGCUUUGAGGGAGCUGAAUUCCCUGGUCAAGAGGAAGGAGAUAUACAGUUUAACUCAAGCUCAUUCAUGCAAGACAUGCAGAAACUUGUAGAUCUUGAUGAUAACAUGGGUGACAGUAGUUCUGAUGACAUGAGUGAAUAUGGCUCCGAUGAUGAGCUGGAUGAACUUGGUCCAUCACCUCGGAAACCCCCUCCAAAACAAAAUGGCCAGAGUAUGAAGGGCUACAUGGAUGCCAUGGACAGGGAAUUGGCACAGACUAAUGUUUGGAAGUCAUUUGAGCGGGAAAGUAAACCAGUAGCACCACCAAGACAUAAGAAGGCUAAAGUUCCUGCUAGAGCGAGACCAGAGAGUGAUGAAUUUGACAUUGAUGAUCUAGAUGAUGACUUUGAACCAGUAAAUGUAGAUUUGACUGUUGUAAAGAACAUGAUGGAGUCUUAUAAGUCACAACAAGGACUUCCAGGCCCCGGGGGUAACAUCCUAGGGUCUAUGGGGGUAAGGAUCCCCGAGGACUCUGGAUCAUCUGACCAGGAUAGCACCCCCGCUGCUACCCCAACAUCUGAAAGAGAGUCACCUAAAAAGGAAACCACAGUAUAGAAGAUGUAUAAGUUGAAAGGUUGAAUGUUCGCUAUGACAGAAAGAAAUACAAGCAUUAGAUGAAAGGAAAAAUACCUACACAGUCACUACAUGCAUAUUAAAGUGGCACAGUCUCUCUAAUCCUGAAAUACACCAAAACUAAGAAUCAGAACUACCUAUAACCAGCACCGUAGCCUUGGAUACAAAUCUUCUUCACACUUUAAUUACAGAUUAAAAAAUACUCGCAUAAUUUACUAAUCACCUAUUAAAAAUUAUAUGCUCGUUUCAGCAUAUAAGUGGUAUAAAUUAUGGGCUGUUAUGAUUCUUAACAAUUUUACAAUUUAAACAACAAAACACUUCAAAAAAGGUCAAUUAUGAAAUUCAGUUUGAUGAAUGGCAAUUGUUAUUAUAAACAAUUUGUAAGGCUGAUGAGAUUUACAGGAAUUAUAAACAAGUCCUCGGUUUUAUCCAUUAUGUACCAUUCCCUUUUAUAGCCAACUGAGUGUUGUAGCAUAGUAUUUUCUAGAUUUCAAUAUGAAUGCAUGAUA